Rosa rugosa (rugosa rose) is the source of this 6035-nucleotide messenger RNA. RefSeq names its product TMV resistance protein N-like. The transcript is spliced from 13 exons. The record is from RefSeq and is a predicted model, not a curated record. Bases 1009 to 5112 code for a protein of 1367 amino acids. NCBI's taxonomy places the organism in Eukaryota, Viridiplantae, Streptophyta, Magnoliopsida, Rosales, Rosaceae. Gene Ontology annotation, molecular function: ATP hydrolysis activity; ADP binding; protein binding. Gene Ontology annotation, biological process: defense response; signal transduction.
CAUCAGUCCGAUAUUCGAAAAUUUCCAUAUCAGUUCAAAAAUAGAAUUAGAAACUUGAGCAGAAGAGUCUUCUCUCAACUAGUAUAGCAGUGUGCUUCCCUUCCUGUUCAGUAUGCAGUAAGUGAGCAAUCAUUCCAAGUAAGUGUUGCUAUCAUGAAUAACUAAACAGCUUUGUGCUGUUUACCUAAGGAAUGAGGCUCUGGAUUUCUAGCAUGUAUUUCUAUUUGAAUAAAUAAAAUAAGGAUGCCCUACCUCUUUUGUCAAAAGUAUCAAAAAUCUUUAGCUAUCGCUAUCUGUUUCAUAGUUUUGCAUUCCAUCCAUCUAUAGCUAUCACUAUCCGUUUCCUAUCAUAGUCUGAAGUUUGAAAAGCUUUGCCUACCAAAACAAAACCAGUUUUAAAACCAAGAUUAAGACAAAACAGCAGUGAUUCCGCCUAUUAAAGUAUCCGCUAGGCAGGGAGCCGUUUGGAGAAAAACUUAGGCAUGUUGAAGGCUAGUCUUGUUUUCAUUUUGUUUUUAGAUAAAGUUUCUAAGGUAGACAAAACUCUAAAACUCAGGAUUGCAUAGGAAAUACCCCUUUUAGUCUUUUCCCAAGCAAAUAGUAAGAUACGAAAAAGUUGGUGCAUCUGGGCACAAUACGUGGAAUUUUUGGGCAUACGGGAAUUAUCCCUUGAUAUAAUCCAGUUUGUUUUCCAAUUUUUCUAAUUGGUGGAGUAUAUCAGGUAAUUUGUCUAGAUGGGUUUGACAUCUAGAUAAUUCUUUCUGCAGGUUCUGAUAUUUUUCAUCAGAUGUUUUUAAUAGAGAAUUCAGUUUCUCUAUUAUUAAAUCAGACAUUGUCCCCAUUGGGGAUUCCCCUGCUGAGCCUUCUUCAAGCUCUGAUACCAGUGAUUUGCGGAUCUAACCAAUGCUCAUAUAAUCAAGAGCUUCAUAUGCCCCAAAAACUGCAAGAAAUUCCUAUACAUGAAAGGUUCCUACUAUACGCUUCAAUCUCCCUUGUAUCUGUUAAUCAAUGGCUGCUUCUUCGUCUUCAUCAUGUGGAGGCACAUUCAAGUACGACGUUUUCAUCAAUUUCAGAGGCGAAGACACACGUAGGUGUUUCGUCUGCCAUCUUUACGAAGAUCUGAAACAGAAAGCACUCGACACCUUCAUAGAUUCCGAAGAGCUUAGAAAAGGCGACGACCUUUCGGAGCUAUUCAAAGCCAUUCAAGACUCGAGGCUUUCGAUUGUAGUUUUCUCUAAAGACUACGCAUCUUCUAAAUGGUGCUUAAAAGAACUGGUCCAGAUCUUGGAGUGUAUGGAUAGGCGGAGCCAGAUUGUGGUGCCCAUUUUCUAUGAAGUAGAUCCCUCCCAUGUUCGCAACCUUAAGGAAGCUUUUGCAGAAGCUUUUGCAAAACAUGAAAGCGGUUCCAAUGUCGACAAAGAAGAGUUGGAGAGCUGGAAGUCCAGUUUAAACAGAGCCACCAAUUUAUCUGGCUGGGAUUCCAAAAAUUAUCGGGAUGAUACCCAGCUUAUCGGCAGCAUUGUAGAAGACAUUUUGCAGAAAUUGAUCCACAUCUCACCAAGUAAAACCGAUGGCUUGAUUGGAAUGGAUUCUCACAUGGAUAAAAUUGAUUCGCUAUUACAGCUGGGGGUGGAUGAUUUUCGCAUUGUUGGAAUCUGGGGUAUGGGUGGCAUCGGCAAGUCAACCAUAGCUAGAGCUUUUUUUGACAGAAUUGCUCGUCAAUUUGAACACAAAUGCUUUCUUAAUAAUGUGAAGGAGGGCUUCAUUACAAAAAAGGGUGCAGUACAAAUGGUUGAAGAACUUCUAUCCAGAAUUCUAGGGGUAAACAAUCCACGCACUUUGGAUGGAGGCCUGAAUAUGAUAAGGAAAAGAUUACGUAAGAAAAGAGUUCUUCUUGUUCUUGAUGAUGUGGACGAUCAGGACCAAAUUGAAACUUUGAUUGGAGAGAAACCUGCAUUUGGUGGUGGGAGCAGAAUUAUUAUAACAACCAGAGAUAAGAAGUUACUAGCUAGAUUUUUGAUAUACGAGCCCAAGUUGUUCACUAAUAAAGAAGCUCUUGAACUCUUUAGACGGUAUGCUUUCAGAACAAACAAAUAUUCAAAGAUUUAUGAUGCUAUUUCAAGGCGUGCCUUAAAAUAUGCGCGUGGUCUUCCUUUAGCACUCAAAGUCUUGGGAGGUAUGCUUGAUAACAAAACUGUACAGGAGUGGGAGUAUGAGUUGGAGAAGAUAAAGAAAAUCCCAACCACGUUUCUUGAUAAUAAGAUUGGACGUGUGCUUUGGGCAAGCUAUGAUGGAUUGGAUGAAUAUGACAAGAAAAUAUUUCUAGAUAUUGCAUGUUUCUUUAAGAGAGAGAAGAAAGAUUUUGUAACAAAGUUUCAUGAAAGUUGUGGCUUUUUUCCCCAGAAUGGACUAAGAGUUUUGGAAGAAAGAUCUCUUGUAAGUGUCUCAUGUUAUGGUGAACUGGAGAUGCAUGAUUUGAUAUGGGAAGUGGGUAGGGACAUCGUCCACCGAGAAUCUACUGAAGAUCCAGGAAUGCGUAGUAGAUUAUGGGGUUAUGAAGAUGUUCAGCAAGUGUUAGCUGAAAAUACGGCUACGAAAGUUGAAGGCAUAAACCUAGAUUUGUCAAAGUUAAAAAAGGUAUGCGUAAAUGAUGAAGCUUUUGUUAGCAUGAGGAGACUAAGGCUACUCCAGCUUUCUGAAUAUCAUUAUGGAAAGGAAGAUGAUUAUAAAAAUGAUUAUAAAAUUGAAUGGCGAAAAGAAGAUUAUGAACCCUGUGUACAAGACGUGAGUGAGAACUUAAAGUUUCCUUUGAAUGAGUUGAGAGUUCUUGUGUGGCAUGGAUGCCCACUAAAGUCUUUCCCAAGUGAUUUUCUACCGGAAAAACUUAUUUACGUCGACAUGUGUUAUAGUCGUAUCGAACAACUUUGGGAAGAAACUAAGCCUUUGCAAAACUUGAUAUACAUAGAUUUAAGUUGCUCAAAGUAUCUAAUCAAAACCCCCGACUUCACUGAGGCAACAAGUCUUGAGAAACUGAAGCUUAAAGGAUGUACAAGUUUACUGGAGGUUCACCCAUCCAUUUCAGCUCUUCAAAGCCUCGUUGAGUUGGACCUACGAGGCUGCACAAAUCUCAAGAAAUUUCCAAAUAUAUCCAGAAAUAUGAAGGGUGGACUUUACCUAGAUGAGACUGCAAUUACAGAAAUGCCCUCGUCAAUUAAUGAUCUCUCCGAGCUGCAGGCUUUGAGCCUUACUGGUUGCAGAGAACUCAGGAGUCUUCCGCGCAGCAUUCACAUGAAAUCUCUGGAAUUUCUUGAUCUAUCUCACUGCUCGAAACUUACGAAGUUUCCAGAGAUUUCAGAUGUAAUGGAGAAGCUAGAGGAGCUUAAAUUAGACGGGACAGCAAUUGAAGAACUACCCUCAUCUAUUAAUAAUCUUACGGGGCUUGAUGAGUUAAGUUUGAGAAACUGCAUAAGCCUUGUCUGUCUUCCGGACAAUAUCUGCAAUUUGGAGGAACUUUCUCAACUCGAUCUGACUGGGUGCUCUAACCUUUCGAAGUUGCCUGAGAACUUUGGGAAUUUGAGAUCCUCGUGGGACGAUCUGGAUCUGACUGGGUGCUCUAACCUUUCAAAGUUGCCUGAGAACUUUGGGAAUUUGAGAUCCUCGUGGGACGAUCUGGAUCUGACUGGGUGCUCUAACCUUUCAAAGUUGCCUGAGAACUUUGGGAAUUUGAGAUCCUCGUGGGACGAUCUGUAUUGGGACGAUGACAACCGGCUUGAACUGGAGGGGAGUGGUAUAAAACAACUUCCAUUCUCUGUCUUGUGUAUGGAAUCAUUUUCAUGUAAUGGAUGUAAAGAGAUGACGGCGCCCUUUUCCUCUUGGCCAACAUGGAACCACCAAAAUCCUGGUUACUCUGUUCUCACCGAUCUUGAUUUAAGUGACUGCAAUCUCUUGGAAUUAUCGGAUGGUAUUGCUCAUUUAUCUUCAUUGCUAGAAUUAGACUUAUCCGGAAACAACAAUUUGGAAAGUUUACCUGCAGCAAUGAAUUGCCUGGGUGAUUUAACAUGGCUCAAUCUGAGAGGUUGCAAGAGUCUGAAAUCAAUACCAGAGCUUUCAUCAAGUAUACGAGAAAUCAACGCCCAAGAUUGCACAUCUUUGGAGACAGUUUCAACACCACAGCCUCCGUUCGCUGAGAACAUUUGCUUCAAAUUUUUUAAUUGCUUCAAGCUAGUGAAUACCAAUCUAUUUAUAGAUAUUGUGGAAAGUGCUACUCAUAAUCAGGAUUAUGAAUCUGAGGAGGAGGAUGAUGAUUCUGAGGAUGGCCCUUGUUGCCUUAUGACUCUUCCUGGAAGUGAUAUUCCAGAUUGGUUCAACCAUCAGAGUAGAGGGUCUUCCGUAACUGUGCAGUUACCACCCAAUUGGCUCCCAAACAAGUUUCUGGGGUUCGCUAUAUGCGCCAUCAGUAACUUGCGGGGUGAUAAUUAUAUAACAACUCUUCAAUCUGCUUACUGUUGUUGUACCUUAAAAGCAAAUGAUGGUCAGGACAAUUUCUAUUUUCCUUUGUCCUCUUAUUUGUCCUAUUAUCUUAGUGGAACUGGCAGGCCCCUUGACUCGGAUCAUAUGUUGCUGGGAUACACAAAUUUCCGAAGUUUAGGAGAGUGGCAUAAUGAACGCAAAUACACCGAGGCUAGAUUUAGCAUAGUGGCAGAGGACGAUGAAGUGGCAGAGGACGAUGAAAUGGCAGAGAACUAUGAAGUGGUAGAGGACGAUGAAGUGGUAGAGGACGAUGAAAUGGCAGAGAACUAUGAAGUGGUAGAGGACGAUGAAGUGGUAGAGGACGAUGAAAUGGCAGAGAACUAUGAAGUGGUAGAGGACGAUGAAGUGGUAGAGGACGAUGAAAUGGCAGAGAACUAUGAAGUGGUAGAGAACUAUGAAGUGGUACAGGACGAUGAAGUGGCAGAGGAAGAUGAAUCAGAUGAUUGGGAAGAUUGCACUUGGACCACAAGUUGCGGGGUUCGGUUAUUCCACACAAAUCCACCAUCCUCUCUGGACCUUAUUUGCAAUUUGGAAAAUAGAGAAACAGAGAUAGGGAGUAAGAGAGAGAGAGAGAAACACUAGAGAGAGGGAAAGAGAAGAUGGGGGUGGAGUGCUCAGGAGGGCCCAUAUGCUGCUGCUUCUCGUUGAGUGGGUGCGCUGUUUCGUUCAGAAAGAGACAAAGAGAGAGAGAUGGAGAGGGUGUCGCUGGAGCCACAGGAUUAGAGUCAGAGGAAGCGGAUGUCUCUCACAUUGUCUCUCUAGAAUUCUUAAUUCAAGCCCGUGCCACUGUUCAUUCGAUCAUCGUGAGCACCACAGCUUUCGUGUUUCAGUAGAGAGACAGAGAGACUGUGAGAGCGAAGAGUGCAGAGGAAUAAUAGAGACCGCUGGAGUAGAAAGGAGAAGAGGAGGAAUUGGUCUGGGUUUGUUUUGGACGAUACCCAAUUCGUCCUUUUUGUGGGUUUGGCAAGGUAGACGAUCGUGAAUUGCUUGCUGAUUUGAGUUUGAUUUUUGGUCAGCUUUUCAGCAACUUUGCAUUCAAUUGGGUCAAUUUAGGAGUAGAGUGCUUGGUCAAGCAGCAAAGAGACUUUGCUUGGCAAAUUUCAGGAACAACAAUGCAGACAUUCAAGAUUAUAACAUGAAAGCUUUGGAAAUGUUAUCCCCUCAAGAAGAAGGGGAAUGUGGAGAUAUGUUGGAAAUUGAAGAAUGCGAGACUUUGACCCCCUUGAACCUACCAGAACAAGAAAAAGAAUAUAUGGUUAAUGCUUAUUCCUACCUCAAAGAAAGUUUGGAGAGGGGUGGAACUAAUAAGAGAAAGCUUGCCUAGAUUUAGCUCGGGCUGUUGGAAGAGCCUUCUUCAGUGAGCAUGUAGAGGGUCAACUGAAGAGAACUAUUUAUGACAGCUGAUCUAGAAUAGCCUGUAGCACUUUUGGAUCAAAAGGAGGUCUUUCAAAUUUGUAGGGUUGUAUUUCAUAAAGAUUGAGGCAGGAAAACCACUUUUGAUUAUG